GAAUGCUGAGAGAUACAGCUGAUUCCUUCUCAUGAACAAAACCAAAUAUCCUUAGAAAUUUUAUUCUUUUAUUUGUUUAUGUUUUUUUUGACAGCGAGCUUUCAUUUCAUUUCAUACCCCCUUCUGACCCGCUUCUACGUCUACUUCAAAUCUACCCUUCCUUCCCUUUCAUCCCCCACCGCCCCUUAUAUAAUCCACCACUUUGCUUCCUUCUCUACGCACCCAUUUGCUCUGUUUCUCAGAUUUUAGCUUCCAUUCAUUCAAUCAUGUAACUCAUUUACAGCCCUUUUUCUCAUAUACCAAUGUCCUUCAAGAAUCCCAGAACUUGAGCUUCAUUUUUUUCCACUUACAAAGUGUUUUUGAACAAAACCCAUAUUGAAAUUAUGGAGGAGACUUUUGUUCCUCUUCGUGGAAUCAAGAAUGAUCUCAAAGGGAGGUUAGUGUGCUACAAACAAGACUGGACCAGUGGGUUGAGAGCUGGGUAUAGGAUUUUGGCUCCCACUACUUACAUAUUCUUUGCCUCUGCAAUUCCUGUCAUUUCAUUUGGUGAACAGUUGGAGAGAAGUACUGAUGGGGUACUCACUGCUGUUCAAACCUUAGCCUCCACAGCUCUUUGUGGUAUCAUUCACUCCAUUGUUGGAGGUCAACCUUUGCUCAUCUUAGGAGUGGCAGAGCCUACUGUUAUUAUGUAUACCUUCAUGUUUAAUUUUGCGAAGGAACGACCCGAGUUGGGUCGGAAUCUGUUUCUAGCAUGGAGUGGAUGGGUGUGUGUUUGGACUGCAGCCUUGCUGUUCUUAAUGGCUAUAUUAGGAGCUUGUUCCAUCAUUAAUCGGUUCACACGUCUCGCCGGUGAAUUGUUCGGUAUGCUUAUAGCAAUGCUUUUCAUGCAGCAAGCAGUGAAAGGACUCGUGGAUGAGUUUCGCAUCCCGGAACGGGAAAAUGCAACGUUGAUCGAGUUUAUACCUUCUUGGAGGUUUGCCAAUGGGAUGUUUGCUUUGGUAUUGUCAUUUGGCCUUCUACUCACUUCGUUAAGGAGUCGAAAGGCACGGUCAUGGCGAUAUGGAUCAGGUUGGCUCAGAAGCUUGAUAGCAGACUAUGGAGUGCCGCUCAUGGUUCUUGUUUGGACAGGUAUUUCCUAUAUACCCUCAAAAAGUGUCCCACAAGGAAUCCCGAGGCGACUCUUUAGCCCGAAUCCGUGGUCUCACGGUGCGUACGAAAAUUGGACUGUUAUUAAGGAUAUGCUUGACGUUCCUGUUAGUUAUAUCUGUGGAGCUUUCAUCCCGGCUACGAUGAUCGCGGUGCUUUACUAUUUCGAUCAUAGUGUUGCAUCUCAACUUGCUCAGCAGAAAGAGUUCAAUUUGAGGAAACCAUCUUCUUACCAUUAUGAUUUACUUCUAUUGGGAUUCUUGACCUUAAUAUGUGGUCUUCUAGGAAUCCCUCCAUCCAAUGGUGUCAUCCCACAAUCUCCGAUGCAUACGAAGAGCCUGGCUACUCUCAAACACCAGUUGUUGCGGAAUAAACUCGUAGAAACGGCGCAGAGUAGUAUGAGAAAGAAUGCGAGCUUGGGUCAGUUGUAUAGAAAUAUGCAAGAAGCAUAUCAACAAAUGCAGACCCCUUUGAUCUACCAACAGCCUGCGGGACUGAAUGAGCUAAAGGAGACAACCAUUCAAGCAGCUUCUAGUAUGGGCAGUUUCGACGCUCCGGUUGAUGAGACAAUAUUCGAUAUCGAAAAGGAAAUCGACGAUCUAUUGCCUGUUGAGGUGAAAGAACAGCGUGUCAGUAACUUGCUUCAAGCUGCAAUGGUGGGAGGAUGCGUUGCAGCCAUGCCGAUCCUUAAAAAGAUCCCGACAUCGGUUCUAUGGGGUUACUUCGCCUUUAUGGCGAUCGAAAGCUUGCCUGGUAAUCAGUUUUGGGAAAGAAUCUUGUUGCUCUUCACUGCACCUAGCAGAAGAUACAAAGUUCUUGAGGAUUACCACGCGACGUUCGUCGAGACCGUGCCGUUCAAGGCCAUUGCUCUUUUUACCAUUUUUCAAACAGUAUAUUUGUUCAUAUGUUUUGGACUAACAUGGGUUCCAAUUGCUGGGGUGAUGUUUCCUCUAAUGAUUAUGCUCCUUGUCCCUGUAAGACAAUACCUUCUUCCCAAGUUUUUCAAAGGUGCACAUCUCCAAGAUCUCGAUGCAGCCGAAUUCGAAGAAGCGCCAGCUUUACCGUUUAAUCUUGCAACGGAAGCCGAGCUCGGUGCAGGAGCAUCGUUCGGUGGGGACAGAGAGAUUUUAGACGAGGUUAUCACUCGAAGCCGUGGUGAAUUUAGGCAUAUUAGCAGUCCUAAAAUCACAAGCUCCACGGCAACGCCAAUGUGUGACCGAAAAAGUAUCGAUAGCCCUCGUCGCUCUUUCAGCCCUCGGGUGAGCGAGCUAAGAGGAGAGCAGAGUCCUCGAGCCAGUGGACGAGGAACACCGGGUCAGAGAAGUGCAGAAGCUAAGCCAUCCAGUUUGGGAAAGAGCCCUCUUAAGAACACAGCAUCAAAGUAGUAGAUGCAGAAAGAAUGUUGUAAAAUUCUCCCUCUGAUAUUAAGUUUUAGUUAAGUUUAUUAUUAUGUUCAUAAAGAUUUGUAAUAAUUCAAGAAUGUUUUUGUUUCA
Molecule: messenger RNA, 2639 nt
Organism: Cucurbita moschata (crookneck pumpkin)
Lineage: Eukaryota; Viridiplantae; Streptophyta; Magnoliopsida; Cucurbitales; Cucurbitaceae
Product: boron transporter 1-like
Exons: 12
Coding region: 384-2531 (715 amino acids)
Biological process (GO): monoatomic ion homeostasis; transmembrane transport; monoatomic anion transport
Cellular component (GO): plasma membrane
Molecular function (GO): solute:inorganic anion antiporter activity
Source: RefSeq, a predicted model, not a curated record